AUGAGUUUGGAAAGCAGGCUGGAUGAUUUACUCAAGUGUUUGAAUACAUCUAAUUUUACUACUAUUACUACUGAUAUUAAGGGGAAAGUAAGAAAGAAUAAAGUUCCACCGUUAGUUAUUGACCCAACUACAAAGAUACUUAUUAGAAAAUGUGCAUAUAAGACAAUCAAUGUCAACAAUAAUAAGUUUCUUAAGAAAAGUCAGCAAUCUCAUCUGCGUUUGUUUGAAAACCUAAUUGAUAAUCUAGUGAUCAAAUAUCCUAAUUUCCAAUUAUUUAAUCUUGAUAGUUUAAUCCAAAGACUGUAUUCUAUUUUAAAUUUGACAUCUAAACAUUUGUUAAAUUGGGAUAGAACAGUUUUAACUCCCAUUACAUUAUCUUCUAAUGGUUGGAAUUGUAAAACCAAUAAUGAUACAAUUCAAAAUGAUUCAUUAAUCUGUAGUUGUGAAAGUUGUGACUCCAAAUUCUUAUUAGAUUUCCUAAGAAAUGGAACAGCAAAAGAAACAUCUUUGAAAGAAAUAAUGAAUACUCAUUUUAUUGAUUGCCCCUGGCGGUUUAGUAAGAUUGAUUUACAAAAAGUUUAUUACAUUAAUAAUUCUAAUCUGAUAGAAGAUAUAAAUAGAAUAGAUUUUCAAUUACAAAAAUUUAAGGAAAAAGAAAUACCUUUGGAUGUUUAUGAUCAUCAAUAUCUAAAAGUUCCUCAAGUUUUGCAUGAUUUUUUCAAAUGCAGAAACUCAAAUGAAUUAUUAUUACUUUUCUAUCUUUUAAAAGGUUUCAACUUGAAUAUUUCAAAAUCGUUAUCAUCGAUUAAUUUACAUUGUAAGAUGUGUAAUCAUCAAAUAGGAAUUCGAAAAUUCAUGGAUGAUGUAAAUGUUAAUUACCAUUUGAGUUGGUGUAGAUAUUCAAAUCCAAACCAAUUAUGUGAUUCUUUAGAAACUUUAAUUAAUGAUUCAAAAGAAAAUUUAAAGAACAUAAAGGUAGAUAUUGAAUCAAAUGAAGAUAUGGUCUUAAAGAAUAAUACUGCUAUAAAUGCUCAAAGAGAUCAGUCAAAUGAUCAUGAUGAGAUAUUGCAAGAUAGAAUGAAUAAAUUAUCACAAUAUUUGCAAAAUAUUUAA
Messenger RNA from Henningerozyma blattae CBS 6284, 1113 nucleotides. It is a transcript of the gene PML39, whose product is annotated as Pml39p. The record is from RefSeq and is a predicted model, not a curated record. The transcript has a single exon. Gene Ontology annotation, molecular function: zinc ion binding. Lineage: Eukaryota; Fungi; Ascomycota; Saccharomycetes; Saccharomycetales; Saccharomycetaceae. Bases 1 to 1113 code for a protein of 370 amino acids.